This is a messenger RNA of Xyrichtys novacula (pearly razorfish), 6054 nucleotides long. Lineage: Eukaryota; Metazoa; Chordata; Actinopteri; Labriformes; Labridae. The record is from the annotation of a GenBank genome assembly.
AUGGGGGUAAUUCUAUUCUGUGGGGGCUGUGAGCUCAGCGAGUUUGUUUCUGUGCCCAUAAUCCCCUCUCUAAGGGCGCCAGCAUAUAAAAGCUUCAAUGGGCCUGACACUCUCACACAGAGCGCCAGUCUCAGCCCUGAGUCUACUCCUGUACGCACACACACUUCCACAGGUAAGACAGUGGGCAGACGGUUUUCAGAGUAAGGAAGACAAGGAGGGAGGAACUCUGACGUGAGAAAGUUUGACGUUCAAAUAGGGGCUGAAUUUUGGUUUCACUUCUGAAGCGGAAAAGUUUGUUGAAAUGUUUCUGUAAUUUUUUAUGUGUAUGUUUCCCAUCAUACAUAAAGCUUGUGUGUAUGAUUGUUACCAACAGAAAAAGGUUCAACUUGAUAUCACUCCUGUGAUAAAUUUUGAUGGUUACGGGACAGAGUGAACCAGUAAAAAAAAAAAAAAAAAAAAAAAGACCAUCAGCAACAAGUUUGACAACUUCUGCAUUUGUAAGUUUAAUGCCUGAAACUGCAGUGAAGGGAUAGGUGUCAGACGAGACUGUUUCUAAGCCUUUUUCUUUCGUAGUUUUCGAAAUUGGACAGAUGUUAGGUUUGCAGUUUUGUCCAUAGGAGCUUUAAAGUGGAAAGAUUAAAACUUUGUAAAAAUGAAAUGUAUUUACUUCUUUCAAAUGUGAUUGUCUGUACUUUGAACCAUUGUCCUAUCAUGAAGUCUUUUGUGCAGGUUGGAGGGACUUUAAUGAUCAUUAUUCACUGAGCAUUAACUCCAAGAUUAACACAUACAAUGAUGCUGAGGCAGCUACCAUUUUUUUUAAUGAUUAUUUGUUAAACAAAAAUUGCACUGCAUGAAAUGUGAAAAAAAAAUCAUCAACAUGUCAUGAUUGAAAAAGAAAAGAGGAGUGGUAUUUUUUUCUCAAGUUUAGCACAAAUUCAAGUUGACAACUGUUUGGUGACUUUUUUUUUAUUAAUGGAUGAAGUGUUGGGUUUUAUUUUCACUCAUUCAGCUGUCGCACUGAUUUCUGUCACCAACCUUAAGGCUAAAAAAGAAAUGAUUUUCACAGCUUGAAACUGUUUUUACUUUUUUAAUUUGACUCGAACAUAAUUUCAAAUGCUUAAGUCCUUCAGUGUGACAGUAAUGGAUGUCUAUUAAAGACUCGUUCCUCUCUCUUCUCAGCCAUCAUGUCUGCUGGAGGAGAGAAAUCCAAGCCUACUUCCCAGACUGAUGGGAAAGCGGCUCAGAGCAAGAUGUCUGAUCCAGGCCUGAUGUCCUACAAGGUACGCGAUAUACACACACUAGACAGGAUAUGUACAGAUGACGAUCAGCCAUCUUCAAAUAUACCUUUAAGUAUUUUCACACCAUGAUAAGCAGCUGGCAUCACACUAACAGCUUUACCUUCUGGACUGAUGUCUAUUAUCAUGACCCGCUGUGUCGUAUUGCUUAGUGAGGAGGCGGUCGACAGCCAAAACUGACGGAAAAAUAACGUGUUAGAAAUCUGUCAAAAACCCACAGACGUCUCAUCUGACUCUGCCUCUUUCUUGUUUGAUAACUUUUUCUUCUACUUUUGCUUUUUUUUUUUGAGUUUCUCUUUUCCACCUGCGUCGCUCUGUCCCUCAUUCACAUCCUCUUAUCUUUACUUCUCCUCUACUCUCUAGCUGACUCUGUUUGAUCAGGAGAACUUCCAGGGCCGCAGCGUGGAGAUCACCGGGGAGUGUAUGAGUGUGAGUGACCUGGGGUUGGAGAAGGUGCGCUCCCUGAAGGUUGACAGUGGUCCGUAAGUAGCCUGUGCAUUUGCAGCUGCACUUUCACACCCACCUAGGAACGCAUAAUGUACCAAACACACACCCACUCAUCAGAGAGGAGAGCAGGUGAUUUCACAAGUGUACCCCACCAUUAUGUGACAUUUUACACUUUGCAUUUUAAGCACAAGGCUAAUGCUUUUAUCUGGGUGUUUCACAGAGAGAACAAUAGGAGAAUAAACUUUAAAAAAUCAAAUGAAUUACAGGACAAAACUAAAACUUUUGAAAUGAAGCAGUGCGGUGAGUGAGAAAACAAGGGGGACCAAUAGAAGAGGAAAUAAUGAGUCGAUGUGGAGGAAAUGUGUUGUCAAAGGAAAGAGCUUAUAAUUACAGGUAGAAAGAAGACAGCAGAACUUUAUUAAAUUAUUCCACAAAGUAUUUUCAUUAUAUAACAGUCUUUUAUGAUUGUGCUUUCAUAAUGCUGGCCGUCCACGAGAGACACAAUAGAUAUUAAUGGUCAGAAUGGAGGCAGCGGGUGCUCGGCUACUUUUCCAACAUCAUCAUGCGAAAACCGACUAAAGAGCUCCGUUGAAAGCUGUCAGUCAGGGUCAAAUUUUUAACUCACCACCUCCCUCCCCUCUCCUCUCCUCCUCAUGACCUUUCCUCUCUUCCUCAGCUUUGUGGGCUUUGAGCAGAUGAACCUCUGUGGGGAGAUGUUCAUCCUGGAGAAGGGUGAGUAUCCUCGCUGGGACUCCUGGAGCAACAGCCAGAAGAACGACCUCCUGCUGUCCCUCAGACCCGUCCGCAUGGUAAGAAAUACUUCACGGACAUUAUCAGCUGAUAUCCGUGCAUGACAUGUACUCUCAUCUUGUCUUUUCCCUCACUGUCUUCAAGGACCCUGAGAAGCACAAGAUCACUCUCUUUGAGGUUGGCGACCUAAAGGGCCGUAAGAUGGAGAUCAUCGAUGACGACGUCCCCAGCCUGUCUGCCCACGGUUUCACUGAUAGAGUGGGCAGCGUUUUGGUCAGCUGUGGAACGUGAGUGUUUAGGCAAAACAAAAAGAAAAUACUUGAACUUGUUCAGAGAUUUUGAUAAGAAAAGCACAGAGCUGCCAUUUUCACAUCUGUUGCUUUAGACGGUUGCUCCAAAGCCAGUCAGUUGAGCUUAUUAAGGCUGUGAAUGUUAGCCUGACUAUCAGCGCCUCUAAAAAGCCUUAGAAUUGUUAUGCAUGGAGGGUAAGGGGUUGUGUCCAGUAAGACCAUUAUUGCACUUAGCCCACUGUUGCUGUGCUAACUGCAAUUUUAAGAAGAAUAGAAUAGAAUAUUCCUUUAUUGAUCCCUCAUGGGGGAAAUUUUUUUGCCACAGCAGCAUCACAGACAAAGGUAGUGCAAAAUGCAGUUAUAAAAAUAAAGAUUGUAAUAUUAAGAAACUAAAUAAAUGUUAUAAUCAAGAAAAAAUUUAGAAAAAGGAAAAAGGGAAGAGUAAAAUAAAAUAAAAUAAAAUAAGAUAAAAUAAAAUAAAAUAAAAUAAAACUAUAUACAAUAUAUACUAUAUAUAUUAAGUCUCCCUUCUUGAUCACCAACCAGUCAAAAUCACAAAAGUACAGGACUUUCUUUUGAAAAUGCCAUGAAUGUCAGCAAAUAAGGGGCAUACACUGGACUUCAAUAGAUUCAACAGUCUUGGUCACAGCUGAAAUGUAGAAAGACUGCAUUUCCCAUGAGCACCAUGACAUGCUGCCAUAGUGAAAUGGCUCUUGCUUGUAUGUGCGUUUGUGAAUGCAAAUGAACGAAGCAUUGAUCUCUUUAAUGCUUCUUUUUGUCAUUCAAGAUAACUCAUAAAUUGGUAAAAUAAUAUAUUGAUUUGUCAAUAACGAAACAAUAACUUAACUAGUAAACUCUGUUUCAUUACAGUGAGGAAGCUUCUGGUGAGAUGUUUCCUGUAACCGCCUCAUUAUUCGGAUGUUUGCUGAUUUAAAACAGUACUUUAACAUGCGUCUUUUUGCUGAUUCUGCCCUCAGUGCCAACAUUUUGGGCAAGAAAAAAAUCCUCUUUGCCCACCAACGUCUAAACAUAGAGUCUUCCCGCCUGAACUGAAUGUUGACUCAACUUUUAUUUUACUGAAACUUGAACUUGAAUCCAGGCACUAAAACCCAGCAUGAAGAAUAAGCACUGCCUCAGGGCAAUCAUUUUCUAUCUAGGUCAUGAGGAGGCACAUGUAUAAGACUGCCUCCAGUUCAAAUCUCCUUACAGUUCCUCUGAUAAAACAGAUAAAACGUGCCAAGCAAUAUUAACAAUUUCCAGUCUGUUACCAAGCUAAUCUAACAGGCUGCUGCAUCCAGCCUCAUGUCAGGCAUGCAGCAUGAACACACUUAAUGAUUGAUACCUAGAGACCUCUGGUAAUAUAUGUAUGGACAUCAUUGUUUGUGUGUUGCAUUUGCACCCGAUAAGCAAAGCCUGUAAUUCAAGUUUUUAAUAUUUCUGCCAUAUCAUCUUUAGCAUCACACUCUUGAGCAUCCAGACAGCAUGCCUCAAACUUAAUAGCACAUAAAGUUGAUGAGUUACCAUGAAAUAGAGCAGUUUGUUUUAAAACCCAGCUCCAGGCCUGUUCAUUUAAAAGGUUCAUUUACAGUGUCCAGUCUGGUCUCUGUCAAUGUUCAUUGGAAAAGGGGCAGAAAAGUCAAGGACACCUUUAAAAAAUAUUAAUAAAAAAAAUGACGGGAUCUCUAUCCAGGCUGGAUAUAUUGUGAUUUGCUUGGAAUAUGCCGAACAAAUUACAGACAUGGUGGAUUUGCUUAGGAUUAAAAACACAGGUCUCCUCUGCAAUGUUAACAACUGAUCAGGGGUUCCCAGGUUAAACUAACCUUAUGCCAAAUGAGAGUUUAAGUCUCUACAGUAAAGAAAGUGUGUGUCUGUCCCUUCCUAUGCUGAUUUGACUAUGGGGCUGUAACUCAGCCAUCUGAAAUCCCUGCUGUAUUUUUAGCUUCCAAACUUUCAAAAUGAAACCGUUUCCAAAAUAGUCAGUAACAGUACCAAACCCUGUCUUUCUAACUCAAAGUUUGUCAAAGUUGCUGCUGCUGCUGCCUGUGUCAGACAGUUACCAUAUCCGUGUCGUCAUUCUCUAACAAGGCAGCAUAAUCACCAACUGAGUGUUUGUCUGAGAGCGAGUUCAGGAAUAGAGGCUUUUCAUCAGCAGCUAGCCGAGGGUGUCAUGAACGUCAGGAGCUUUCCAUCUCUGUUUGUUCAGGGAGGUGUGGAAGAUAGCAGACACUGAGACUAACUGCUGAGAUUACUCCAUUUGUUGUGUUUGAGAGUGCCUGAAACAAACAGCUGGGAGGCCAUCUGCCCUGCGGUUUCACACCUGACAGCAUGACAAACCAGCUGAUGUCUUCAUUUGCAACAUGUUUAUCCUUUCUGAUUGAUUCACAGCUGUCUUUCGAGCAUCUUUUCUCACUUUUCACAUGUUGCUCAUCCUUAAACCGAAUCUUUUUUUUUUUGCUCCUGUACUUUACUGUCCUGAACUUAAACUCCACCAUUCAAAAGCAAGCUGUCCUCUUUCUGUUUUCACCGCAGUUUCGUGGGCUACCAGUUCCCUGGAUACAGAGGCAGCCAGUACCUGCUAGAGAAGGGUGAAUUCAAACAUUUCAACGAGUUCGGUGCCCGCACCCCCCAGAUGCAGUCCAUUAGGCGCAUUCGUGACAUGCAGUGGCAUCCACAUGGCUGCUACAUUGUGACCCCCAAGUGAAAUUCAGCAAAGACGAGGAAGAGAGGGAUAGGAGGAGAGAUGGAGCAAAGAGAUAGAGGAGAGGGAGGGAGGGUGAGGAAGGAGAGAAGGAAAGAUAGAGUGUAAUACUCCUAUGUCCACUAUCCUCUAGGCUGCAAAGAACAGGACAGAGGGAAUACAGGGGGGUUAUAUUUUUUUAGUUGUUGCAACAGUGUAAACUAUAGAAAAGAAAGGUCCAAAGUAAAGGAGAAACUUCCAGGACCACUGACACUGUUUUUAGUUAGGCUCCAUUUUUGUUCUCCCUCCCUCAUCAUCUCUGUUUGUCAGCUCACUUCUCCCCUCUCUCCUCACUCCCUCCCUCACUUCCUCUCUCCCCCUCACACUUCUCUUCCACAUUUUCACCAACGUCAGCCCUCACUCGGCCCAUUUCAGCCUGACUGACUGACGGGGGUACCAGUCUAGAACUGUGUGUGCUCUUGCGUUGAAGAGCUGAAACAGUAGAAAGCCCCCCACCCCUCACCCAAAGAAAUGUAAUUUCUGUGCUCCGAUCUCUAACCACAAAAAAACUUUAAAUAAAGUAUCUAACACCCUG